Messenger RNA from Spodoptera frugiperda (fall armyworm), 3311 nucleotides. RefSeq names its product E3 ubiquitin-protein ligase rnf8-A. The record is from RefSeq and is a predicted model, not a curated record. Gene Ontology annotation, cellular component: site of double-strand break; nucleus; cytosol. Gene Ontology annotation, molecular function: single-stranded DNA binding; histone binding; ubiquitin protein ligase activity. The coding region runs from base 143 to 2224 and encodes 693 amino acids. The transcript is spliced from 12 exons. NCBI's taxonomy places the organism in Eukaryota, Metazoa, Arthropoda, Insecta, Lepidoptera, Noctuidae. Gene Ontology annotation, biological process: DNA damage tolerance; protein monoubiquitination; ubiquitin-dependent protein catabolic process.
UGUCCUGCUUGUUGAACGGUGAAUAAUAAUGUUUUGUUGGAGAUAACUCCUUAAAUGUGUUAUUUUUAAUCCUAAAUUAUAUUUUGUUACUUAAACAGUUUAAGAUUUUAGAAGUAUAUUUUAUAUUUACUUUCAAGUUACAAUGGAAAAUAGUGGUACUUGGCCUUAUCUAAGGUGCUGUAAAAAUCUGAAAUCAGAAUUUUCAUAUCUAUCUAAAAUACCUAUAACAGCAGAUGGUUUCACUCUUGGACGUAAUGUGGCAAAUACUGUAAUAGUGCCAUUCCUCUCUAUCUCAAGAAACCACUGCAAAUUUAUUAAAGGUGAUAAUAAUAAAUGGAUUCUACAAGAUUUAAGCACAUUUGGUGUUUCAAUCAAUGGUGUGACAGUAGGCAAGGGUUGUCAGAAAACAUUGGCUCAUAACGAUGUUAUAUGUUUAGAACCUACUAAUGAAUUUGUAUACUACUUUGUGUAUCCACCACGAGACAAUGAAAACUAUGAGACACCUAGUAAGCGUAUUAAAAUGGAGGAUGCCCAUAACAACAAAAUUAUCGAUGAUGUAAAAAUGAAGUUCGAAGAGUCACAAACAUUUGAAUUAAAGCAUAUAGAAGAAAAGAUACAAAAUGCCAAACAAAUGCAAAAUACAUCAAUGAUCUUAAAAGAACAAUUACAAACAGACAUGAACAGAAAAAUACAUCAACUACAAAGUGAGUUUGCAUUACAAAUACAAAAUUUAAAAGGAAAAAAUGAUGAAGUUGAAGAGCAAAAGAUUAAACUCAUAGAAGAAAGGGAUAUGCAGUUAGCUACAAUCAAACAAGCCACGGAACAAAAAAUUUGUGAACUCAUGGAACAAAUUCAGAAACACAAUGAAACUGAAUCAGAAUUACUACGAGAAAACAAUUUACUUAAAGAAAAACUCACGAAAGAACGAAAAGAGUUCUUGUCAGAGUUAAAUAGAGAAAAUACUUCGAAACAAGAAAUGUUAGAAAAACUAAAAGCAAAAUUACGUGAACAAGAAGAUCUCCAGUUGAGAGAACGACAAAACUUUGUAAAUAUGCUUCAGAAGGAAACGGAACAGCUGAGAUUAGCUAAGGAAAAGGAGAUGAAAGAGUUAGAAGAGCAGAGAAAACAAAGAGAAAAUGAGUUGAAGGAAGAAUUAAAUAAUAUAAAGAAAAAUCUGGAGGAUAAAAUACAACAAACAGAACAAGAAAAAUUAAAAGCUGAACAAUUACUUAAUGAGCAAAUGGAAAAUAUGAAGAAACUUAAUGAUGUAGAACAAAUAAAAAUGAAAGAAUUGAUGAAAGAAAGAGAAGAACUACAAAAGAAAUAUAAUGAAGCUCAAUCUACUGCUGAAAAAUCCCUUGAAGAAUUAAAGAUGCGAGUGACAGAGAGAGAAAAUGAACUGGCCGCUAUAGCUGCAGAUCGCAUUCAGAAGCAGGUGGAAAUGUCCAGUGCAGUCAUCAAUACAUUGCAAGAACAACUCGAAAAGGUCAAAAAUCAACUUCAAACAGUGGAAAGUGAAAGGAACACAAUAUUAGAAACCAUUGCUGGUCCGUGUAAGGCCAUUGUACAGUCAUCGAAAGACACGGUGCUUACAGAAAUGGGUGAGCUGAUGGAGAGUGAACUGCAGUGCAGUAUAUGUAACGAACUAUUUGUCCAAGCCACCACACUUAACUGCUCACAUACAUUUUGCAAGUAUUGCAUUUCUGUAUGGAAAAAAAAGAAGCGAGAUUGUCCUGUAUGCAGAGCAUCAAUCACAUCGGAAUGCAGGAGUCUAGUUUUGGAUUCCUUCAUAGACAAGAUGGUACAAAGCCUUAGCGAGGAAAUGAAACAAAAAAGGAAAGAUAUCUUGAAGGACAGAAAAGAACUCGAGUCGGAACAGGCCCGGCAGUCCAACGCUAACACCAGGCGAGGAAAUAGCAGCAGCUAUAGCUCGGCAGACGACGAAGAGUACGACUCCGAAUUCGCGGAGAGCGAGGAGGAACCAGAGGAGGACUACCUCAACUACGACGAUGACGGCGAAUACGGUAAUGAAUGGAACACCGACAGUGACGACAGUAGACUUGACAGUGACGACGCCGAUGGUGGUCGAGUCGGAGGUAACCGUAGUAACAGAAGAAUCGCGGAGACAGUAGAAGGACUGCCCAACGCUUACUACGGCGGCUACGGACGAUGCUACAAGUGCGGCGCUCGCGGCCACUGGGCGCCCGGUUGUCCCUUUAGGUAAAAGCCUAAGUCCGGCCAGCGUGUCUGUUCAGACAAAUGAAAUGUACUGUCAACUCUCUGUCAACAAAGGAUAUUGUAAUUAUUAUAAAUCCAUACAUUUUUUCAUCUAAUAUUAUUGUGUCAUUAACUGCUUUAGUUAUGUAAUCAUCGCAGUAAUGUUCGUUUAAAAUUGCAAUAGUAAUAGUAAUUUUAAAUACACUGUACCGCCUGUUAUAGUUGCUAUCUGUUAUUUUUACUUUUGCGUAAAUGUAAUAAUGUGAUACAUAUUAUAUGAGUAUUCAUAUGUACAUAAAGACCGAAUUAUAUGCAGUAUCUGUUACCAUGGCUUGGCAUAAUCUCUAGCACUAUUUCUACAGAAACAUGUUAAGAAUGAGUUAAAAUGUGCUUUUGUAUCUUCGCAGCAGACGAACCAAGUAUUGCCUAACUUUCUACACAAAAAUCAGUUUAUUCCAUUUCCAUUGCUGAGGACAAACCACACAUUGUAUAUUCACAUAUUCCUUGUAUCAGUAGAAACCUUGCAAUAAGAGUAUUUUCAAUUACAUUUUGCAUAAAUUGGAAAGUUCAUAAAACAAAAAUAUUUAUUUAUUGCAUAUAACGCGGUCUUAAGUUGCCUACGCAGCGUCUGGAAUCUGUGUAGUUGUGUAGUUCAUUUUGAUGUGGAAAGUUUGUUUGUGCGGGUAGGUACAACACGCCAUGUACCAAUCUACAUAUGUAUCUUUAUUCCUUGUUGUAAAAUAUUUUUCGUCGUGUUGACCUAUAUAUAUAUGUAUUAUGUAGUAGAUAUUAUCGGAAAUCUGUGAUAAAAAUUACAACUAAUGCAAAAUAAAAAUGUGACGCAGAUUUUUUUUCGUUACGUUUUAUCUCCGUUAAUUCUAUAAUUUUAUUGCUUACAUUACGAAAAUUUGAAGAAUUUUUUUUAAGUAUGGCAAAUAAAAUGUUAAUUUUAUACCUUCCUAUAUAUUUUAAUAGAUUGGUGGAAUAACAUUUUUGAAAUGUACCUAUCUGUAAAGAAUCUGAUGGAUAAUAUUCACGUGUUUGAAUGUUCUAAAAUGGAUAAUUGAAGCGUUUAUUAAAUCAAAUUUAACAUU